ACCUUUCUAUACGUUCUUAUUCUAUGUCCACGUUCCUACUCCCGGAAGUCAGAAGUCGCUGCUUUUUCCGUCACAUUCCCUACAGCGCGAAAACUGCAAUGUACUUCCACGUUUGAACCGAAAAAACACUCUGAAGAAAGUGAAAAUGUCAAAGAUAGACAAGAUGAGCAUCCUAGGGGUAAGGAGCUUUGGGAUUGAGGAUAAAGACAAACAGGUCAUCUCUUUCUUCAAUCCUCUGACUGUGCUGGUUGGACCCAACGGAGCAGGGAAAACGACUAUUAUUGAGUGCCUUAAAUAUGCAACAGCAGGAGAACUCCCCCCUGGAUCUAAAGGAGGUGCUUUUGUUCAUGAUCCAAAGGACGCCCAUGAGACGGACGUGCGAGCACAGAUUCGGCUGUUAUUCACAGACGUCAACGGAGAGAAAGUGACAAUCCAGCGCUCAAUGUCCUGCACACAGAAGGCAAAGAACUACUCCUUCAAAAGCUUGGAGCAGGUCAUUACCAGAAUAAAAGAUGGUGAGAAGGUGAGCUUGUCAUCCAAAUGUGGUGAACUGGAUCGGGAGAUGAUUUCUUCACUGGGUGUGUCGAAGCCUGUGCUGAAUCAUGUCAUCUUCUGUCACCAAGAAGAGUCCAAUUGGCCACUAAGCGAGGGCAAAGCACUCAAAGACAAGUUUGACUCCAUCUUUGCUGCAACCAAGUACAUCAAAGCUCUGGACACGAUGCGUCAGCUGCGUCUCAAACAGAGUCACACAGUCAAAGAGUGUCAGGUAGAGCUGCGCUACCUGAAGCAGAACAAGGAGAAAGCCCAGCAGAUUAGAGAGACUGUAGCCAACAAGCAGGCUCAGCUGAGGGUCUCUGAAGACCUCAUCCAGAAGAUAGAGAGCCAGAUUGCUCCACUGGAGAAUCAACUGGCAGAUAUUGACAUGAAACUGGGGAACGUGAUGAAGCUGGACAACGACAUCAAGGCCUUAGACAGCAGGAAGAAACAGAUGGAGGAGGACAACAAGGAACUGGAGGAGACAAUGGAACAGGUGUUCCAGGGUUCAGAUGAGCAGCUGCAAGACAUUUACCAGAACCACCAGAGGACGGUGAAGGAGAAAGAGCGGAGAUUGAAUGACUGCCAGAAGGAGCUGGAGAGAGCUGGGCGGGAGUGUCAGAGACUCAACAGAGUCAAGGCUGAUCUCUUGGUAGAACAAGGUCGUUUACAGUUGGAGGCUGACCGCCACACUCAAAACAUCAAGAACCGCGACAGUCAGGUUCGCUCUUUGUCGUCUUAUCUGGAGAUGGAGGGUUAUGACCGACCACCCUUCACCACUCUUCAGCUUGAGAGCUUUCAUAGUCAUGUCACACAGAGACUGGAUCAGGAAAAGGAGACAGUCAGUCAGGUUUUGGCAGACCUGCAGGAAAAGGAGCAGCAGAAGCAGCAGUCCAUUGAUGAAAUGAGGGAUAAGAAGACUGGCCUGGAGAGAACCGUGGAGUUGAAGAGAGACCUGCAGGGAAAGAAGCAGCAAGAACUAAGGAACAUCAGGGCAGGGCUGCAGAGGCUGGAGGGUUCAUCUAGCCGACUGCAAGAACUGGAGAAUGAACUGGCUAAAGUGGAGCGUGAGCUGCAGAGUGCAGUUCGGAGUGCCAACAUUGAGGAGCUGAAGGCGGAGGUCCUGGAGCUCCAGAGAGAAAAGGCUGAACUUGACCGCGCACAGAGACAGCUCGACAAAGAGAUGGAGAUGCUCAACACACACACUAAAGCACGCACGGAGAUGGACAUGCUGAAAAAGGACAAGACAGAGAAGGAGGAACAGGUACGUAAGAUCAAGUCUCGUCACAGCGAGGAUCUGGUGUUAUUGCUGGGCCACUUUCCCAACAAGAGAGAGCUGGAGGACUGGAUCUAUGCCAAGUCUAGGGAAAUCAACAGUACAAGAGACAGACUUGCCAAACUCAAUAAGGACCUGGCAUCAAGUGAGCAGAAUAAAAGCCACAUUACUGCUGAGGUACGGAAGAAGGAGCAGCAGUUAGCCAAUGAUGAAGAGAAGUUCUUCAAUGUGUGUGGCAGUCAGGAUCUGGAGCAGGACCUGAGCAAACUGCAAGAAGAUCUGGAGAAGGUCUCCAAACAAAGAGCCAUGCUCGCUGGAGCUACAGCAGUGUACACCCAGUUCAUCAGCCAACUGACAGAGGAGAGAGAGCCCUGCUGCCCUGUGUGCCAGCGGACAUUCCCCUCAGAGUCUGAUCUGCAGGAGGUUAUCAAUGACAUGCAGUCCAAACUCCGCCUGGUGCCAGAUAAGCUAAAAAACACAGAGCAGGACCUGAAGAGGAAGGAGAAGAAGAAGGAUGACAUGAUGAGUCUUAGACCUGUCAGGCAGUCCAUUGUACAGCUUCAGGAAAAGGAGUUGCCUGAGUUGAGAAACCGCCUGCAGACUGUGAACAGGGAAAUCGAGAGGCUAAAGGGCGAUGUGGAGGAGCAGGAGACUCUGCUUGGUACCCUGAUGUCAGAGGAGGAAACAGCCAAGGCCUGCCUGCAGGAUAUAUCUCUCAUGGACAGAUACCUGAUGGACCUUAAAGAGGUGGAGAGGAAAAUAGCUCAGCAUGCAACCAAACUCCAGGGAGUAGACCUAACCAGAACCAUCCAGCAAGUCAGCCAGGAGAAACAGGAAACCCAAUACAGGCUAGACACCACCUCCAGUAAGACAGAGCUGAAACGUAAGCUGAUCCAGGACCAGCAGGAUCAGAUUCAGACGCUGAAAAGUGCUGUGAAUGAGAAGAGAGCAGAGAAACUCCAGCUGAGCAGUGAUAUGCAGAAACAGCAGCAGCUGGAGGAGCAGUGUGUGGAGUUCACCACUGAAAUACAGGCCUUAACCAGAGAAAUCAGGGAAGCGAAGGAACAGCUGUCCCCUUUAUCUUCUGCUCUGGAGAAGCUGCAACAGGAGAAGCAGGAGCUGGUGGAACGCAAGAGGCAGAGGCAGGAAGAGGGGCAGGAGAAGAUCAAUGCCAUUAACGAGAGAGUGAAGGUGAUCACCACCUUGGAAAGAGACAUUACCAAAUACGUUGAUGACAGCAAAGACGAAUACAAAGAGCAAAAAGAGUCUGAGCUUCAGGAAACCAACACUCAGCUCCAUGAGGCUGAGAAGUCUAAAGAGAAGAUCAACAAAGAGAUGGGAAACAUCCGCCAGGACAUAGACACUCAAAAGGUCCGGGAGCGCUGGUUGCAGGACAACCUCACCUUGAGGAAGCGUGUUAAGGAGUUGAAGGAGGUUGUGGCAAAACGCGAGGCUCUUUUGAAAGACAUGGGCAACAUGCAAGUUUUGGAGCUACGCCAAGAACGGCGUGAUGCGGAAUGCAAGUUCGAAGACUUAAAGAAGAACCGCAGUAUUGCACUGGGUCGUAAGAAAGGCUUUGAGGAGGAGAUACUGCAUUACAGAAAAGAGCUGCGAGAAGAUCAGUAUGACAAAGCUGAUGAGCUCUACAAAAACAAGAUGAUCACAAUGAGGACCACCGAGCUGGUCAUUAAAGACCUGGAUCUUUACUACAAGGCCCUUGAUCAAACCAUCAUGAAAUUCCACAGCAUGAAGAUGGAUGAGAUCAACAAGAUUAUCAGAGACCUAUGGCGCAGCACUUACAGGGGUCAAGAUAUUGAGUACGUGGAGAUCAGGUCUGAUAUGGACGAAAACUCGUCUGCUGGAGUGAGGCGGAGGGUUUACAACUACAGAGUAGUUAUGGUGAAAGGAGACACAGCUUUGGAUAUGAGAGGACGCUGUAGUGCCGGUCAGAAGGUGUUGGCAUCCCUGAUCAUCCGUCUAGCUCUGGCAGAGACCUUCUGUCUGAACUGUGGGAUCCUGGCCCUGGAUGAGCCCACCACCAACCUGGACCGGGACAACAUUGAGUCAUUGGCACACGCCCUCGUAGAAAUCAUUAAGAGUCGCUCUCGCCAGCGUAACUUCCAGCUGCUGAUCAUCACCCACGAUGAGGACUUUGUGGAGCUGCUGGGGCGGUCCAGCUACAUCGAGCACUUCUAUCGCAUCCGUAAGAACCAGGACCAGAACUCUGAGAUCACAAAGUGCAGCAUCACCUCCCUCUCAUCCUAUCUCCACUGACAAAUGACUCUGUAAACUCUUUUGGAAAUCCACAGUAAUCCUUGUUUUUCAUGCUUUAAUUUUGGUUGGGCAGGGUCACUAAUCGGUUAGUUUAAAAAGUGUAAUACAAUAUUUCCGGUUUUUACACUUAUUUUAUUUAUCACCAGAACACAAAGGCCAAGCUCUGUUCUGUCCCUGUCUGAAUCCAGUAUUUCCCUAACGUAUCCUGUGGUCUGUCUCUUAUUUAAAGGUUGUUUGGAUACAUUCACAAAUCAAAAACAUUUAAAAAGUGACAUAAGUUCAGCCUAAUAUAAAGCAUGUUCACCUUCCAUGUUACGGAUCAAGACAUUUCUGUAUUGUCAUUUUGAGAUGUGCACUGGUGUUUGUAGUCUUUACACAGUGUCCAGUAGCCAUGUGGUGGACAGCAGUGGCAACAGCAGGAUCUGUUCUGCUUAAAAAUUCAGGGCACUGUUUCAGUUUGCAGUUGGAUUUCCAUAUUUGCUAUUUGUGAGCUCAAAAUAUUGUGUCAUUAAAUUUCUUGUGAAAGACA
This is a messenger RNA of Micropterus dolomieu (smallmouth bass), 4613 nucleotides long. It is a transcript of the gene rad50, whose product is annotated as RAD50 homolog, double strand break repair protein. The record is from RefSeq and is a predicted model, not a curated record. The transcript has 29 exons. Gene Ontology annotation, biological process: telomere maintenance via telomerase; telomere maintenance via recombination; chromosome organization involved in meiotic cell cycle. Gene Ontology annotation, molecular function: G-quadruplex DNA binding; double-stranded telomeric DNA binding; single-stranded telomeric DNA binding. Gene Ontology annotation, cellular component: condensed nuclear chromosome; nucleus; Mre11 complex. NCBI's taxonomy places the organism in Eukaryota, Metazoa, Chordata, Actinopteri, Centrarchiformes, Centrarchidae. Bases 146 to 4084 code for a protein of 1312 amino acids.